AUGCCCAAACAGGACUUCGAUUCAGCUUCUCUUCCACGUGACGAUACGACCGUGCAACCGAAAUCAGCUCUUCCCCAUCCUAGCCAACUUAUAGGUAUAAAGCAACAGUCACCUGCGGUAUCACCAGCCAAAGAACCCGCUCGUCCAAGCUCGACCCCGGCACAAGUUUUUCCAGAGCCUCCACGUCAAGUUCCUGCUAAAAGGUCAAAUAUCAUGAACAUUUUAAAUGAUGAUGCUGAAGAACCACCGUCUCGAAAGAAGUUUGCGAGUGACCAAUCCUCAGCGGCAAAUACUCCACAGUUAUACUCCAUAUCACAUUCAAUGUCUCAGCAAUCGCAACUUCCCCCUCGCGAAGAGUCGGUACACUCUAGCAGGCAGCUACAGCAUCAAAGGUCGCACUAUCUGCCCCAGCAGUCACAAGUACCGCAACAAAAUCAACUAUCAAAUACUCCCUCCCGCUCAUACCCCGAAUAUUCUAGCUAUUCUGUUGGCUCUGUGACUGGAUCUGGGACGGCGACCCAGGAUUGGAUGGCCAGGCUAGACCCGAGGGGUCAGCAACAGUCUCAAGCAACCGACCAUGGUCUUUCCCGUUUACCAGCUCAGCAAGCCCCAUCCCUAGGAUACAUGAGCACCGCACAACAGGCCACAAACUCGGGGUCGAAUCUUCACCAGCAGGCACAGCAGCAGCACCGUUCGUCAUACAACCCGCAACCCUCACAGCCGGUACAGCAAUCUCAGCCCGCCGGGUUCCAGGGCCAAUCUCAACAUCAGUCAAAUAUUAACCUUGGGAAACGUGAUUCUCCCUUGACAUUACAAGCCCAGCCUUUUCAUCCAUCUUCCCCACAGCAUCGUCACACCUCAGUACCUUAUUCUCGACGGACAUCACAGCAGCAACAGCAGCCAUCUUCCCCACUCCACAUUUCAGCAUCAGCCCUACCCCAAACGCAGCAGCACUCUUCAUAUACUCAGAGCCACUUGAGUCAGCCACCGCAACGUCAGCAUCAUUCUUCAGCUAGGCAUCAGCUUGGACACAACCCCCAGCAUAAUGGACAGAGUGGCAGCGGGUCUCAACACAUGCAGCACAUUGUUCCGCCUACGUCCCCUCACCAUCACCCCACAUCAUCACUACGCCAAUCUCAACAGCAGCAGCACCAGCACCAGCCCCGACACCACCAACAGCAACAGCAACAUCACCCUCAACAUAUCUCCCCUCUUGGUCUAGGAAAUCAACAUAGUACUAGUUCAUUCGGUCACAAUCCGUCACACCUACAACCGGCUCAUCGGACAUCCAGCAAUAUCUCGAUUUCUUCACCGAACCCGCAUCAGAACGCAAAUCUUGGGAGACCUUACACUCCACCAUCCGCUUUGCACCAACCUUCCCCAGGCGGACCUUCUUAUUCUUCUGGUAUUGUUGCUCCCCACCCCAAUCAGGGACCGCAACAACAAGGGUUACACCCAAUGCACCAGCACCAGCACCCGAAUCAGCAUCAACACCAACAACUUCAUUCUAGACUCCCUGGACCGACCCAUCACCGCGCUUACUCGCAAGAUUCGAGACAAUGA
Molecule: messenger RNA, 1563 nt
Organism: Blastomyces dermatitidis ER-3
Lineage: Eukaryota; Fungi; Ascomycota; Eurotiomycetes; Onygenales; Ajellomycetaceae
Exons: 1
Coding region: 1-1563 (520 amino acids)
Source: RefSeq, a predicted model, not a curated record